Lactuca sativa (garden lettuce) is the source of this 1205-nucleotide messenger RNA. RefSeq lists its product as uncharacterized. Lineage: Eukaryota; Viridiplantae; Streptophyta; Magnoliopsida; Asterales; Asteraceae. The record is from RefSeq and is a predicted model, not a curated record.
CCAGCCGACAACAGAUUAUACAAAUAUUAAUAAGUUUCUGUAUAUAGUUAUAAAUCUCUAUAUUUCCCAUGUUUACAAAGAAACUAAAACAGAAAACAGAUGGAGGAGAACAAUAGUAUUAUGCAGAAUAAUGAAAGCAGCCAAGAAGAACAAAAGAAGAUUAUGCAAAUGAGGACUUUAGUUGAAAAGCAAGAUCCAACCUCCAAGGAAUAUGAUGAUUUGGAAAUCAGAAGGUUUCUUCGUGCUCGUGAUAUGGACAUUGAGAAAGCCUCUGCUAUGUUUUUAAAGUUUGUUAAAUGGAGAAAAACAUUUGUUCCAAAUGGUUCCAUUUCUGUAUCGGAAAUCCAAAAUGAAUUAGCGCAAAAUAAGAUGUUCAUGCAAGGAACUGAUAAAAGUGGACGCUUGAUAACAGUCGUGUUUGGUGGAAGACAUUACCAAAACAAAACAGGAGGCCUCGAAGAGUUCAAACGUUUUGUGACCUUCAUACUUGAAAGAAUAACUUCAAGGAUGCCAGCUGGACAAGAAAAGUUUGUUGCUAUUGCAGAUGUAAAAGGAUGGGGAUAUUCAAACAGUGAUAUACGUGGAUAUCUUGCCUCCCUGUCUAUUUUGCAGGAUUAUUAUCCAGAAAGGCUUGGGAAAAUGUUUGUGGUGCAUGCUCCUUCCAUAUUUAUGACAGCAUGGAAGAUGAUUUAUCCUUUUAUUGAUGAAAAAACAAAGAAAAAGAUCGUAUUUGUUGAUAGUAAGCAGCUGAAGUCAACACUUUUAAAAGACAUUGACGAAAGUCAACUUCCAGAAAUCUAUGGAGGCAAAAUGAAAUUGGUUCCCAUCCAAGAUAGCUAGUUUGGUUUAUGUUCUCCUAAGAAGUGAGAUCAUUCAUUAAAGAAAGAGUCAUAAGGGGCUGUUUCUUUUUUCUGUUUUACUCAUUAAGCAUUGUAUGGGUAAGGUGCUGAAUGGAUAAAUCAUGUAUGAUGUCUGGAUUCCGGAGGGAGUAUGUUUGUAUCAACUUUGGACUGUAUAAACAGUCUGAAUAUGAAAAUUUGACCAUUUCACCACCAACAGUUGAUAGUUAUUUAAGGACUGUUAUAAAUUGAAAGUGUGAACAUUGGUGAAAGUUAAUUGAGAAUAACAAAGAUGUAGCACAUUUUAUAUUUUAAAUGGAGAAUCACAAAGAGACAUUUAUAAAGAAACAAAUGAUUUUUGAUUUU